Periconia digitata is the source of this 408-nucleotide messenger RNA. Lineage: Eukaryota; Fungi; Ascomycota; Dothideomycetes; Pleosporales; Periconiaceae. The record is from the annotation of a GenBank genome assembly.
AUGAUGAAAUGCGUAGACAUGCCAGGCACGCCAGGCGUUUCCCAGCAUAAUUCGCUCGUCCCUGCAUUCCACCGAUUGGGUUCCUUAUUGAAAGCAAUCUAUCUGUACCCGGUUUUUCCUAGACUACCUAUGAUCGCCUAUGCGCGAAUGCAUUGCUGGUGAGUCUCGACGUCCCGUCCACUCGUAAGACCUUUGGUGGUCCGGAUGAAAGCAGCUCCAGGAAAGGCUUAACGCCGCACGUAGGGAAGACGCUUCGUUCAUGGGUUGUUGACCGAAUGCAUGUCCAUUCAGAUUAGGUCUACUACAACUUACAAUUCCUAGCUUAAUACACAAUAGAUGCUUCAACAGCAUCGUAAGCAUCGGCCUGACGCAACAGCCUGACCACUCCGAUUUUGCAAAGUCCAACUC